Messenger RNA from Blepharisma stoltei, 572 nucleotides. NCBI's taxonomy places the organism in Eukaryota, Ciliophora, Heterotrichea, Heterotrichida, Blepharismidae. The record is from the annotation of a GenBank genome assembly.
AUGCCCUUAAACGAUUGCGCUCAGAAAGUCAUUUUUUUCCAUGAACUUGCGCACCAUAUCAGAAAAACGAAAGGGGGCUUCUAUGAUAUUAACCAAAAAACUCCAGACACUAAAAGCACAAUAUUUAAAGGAGCUCCAGGAGCGAAAAAAGCAACUCAAUUGCGAUCUACGAAUGAGGGUGGCUGGCAGCUGGAGUCUGAACUCUUCUCUGUAUUUUUUGUAAAAAUUUGUGACAAACAAAUUAACUUUCUCAAUAUAAUUUCAAGUUGGAACUUACCACUUCAAGAGUUCAAAUACUGGCUGAGGAACGCAUAUUCAGAGCAUUCAAAUAAAUAUCAAUUGGGAAGAGGCAAGGAUGGGCUGUACUCUUUAGAGAGAAGGGUCAUAAUGAUAAUUAAAUACGUAAUAAAUGUUUUUCACAUUUUUUUUUAAUAAUAAGUGAAUAUGUUUUCAAAUUUAAAUAGUAUCCUGCUUGAUUAAUAUAAUAUGUUGGAAAAAUUUAUAUUCGGAUCAUUCAGACAGUGCUAAGUGGGAAAAUGGCGAUGGGUCAUAACGAUAAUAAAUUUGACUAA